UUUGCGUAAGAGGUCGGCCGACAUUAAUUUCAUAUUCUGCCAUAGUAUUUUGGUCUAAAUGAGACACAGUCACGUCUCCGCCCUUGUACCGAUCUCUCACUUCGAGUCCGACCUGUUUUUAGCGGAUUUCCUCUGAAAUGUUUUCGGGAACGCAGGGGAGAUUUCAACUGGAGCGCGGAGGCAAAGAAGGGAAUGAAUAGUGGGAUAAGUACACCACCCAACCGGCGGACAUUUAUUGUAUUGUGUUCCUAUUGUCGCGCUUUUUUAAUGUAGAAGGCUGAUGUUAAGCCACGUACGCACAGAUAUCUAGUGUACUUUUCAUUUGGUAAAAUGGAAAGUGCGCGGGCUGUCGUUGACGAAGACUUGGCAGAUAGAACUGCAACUAAGUUUAAGAAGCCUAGCGGACUGUCUGUCGCCCAGUGGACGCCAGUGGAUGAUGGUGGUGUACAUUUGACGGCCUCUCGUUUAGAUAUUAGAAAUGGGAACAAUCCCUCUCAGGCUGCAGUGGGUUCUAGUGCUUCGAAUAAAAGUAAUGGAAGCACAUCUACGAAUGUCCGGAGUUUAUCCAGUAACUCCAACUCGCUCCUGUUGAGACGGAGGAGGCUGAAGAGGAACCUCUCAGCUGCAACCACAUCGGCUGUCACUGCCGCCUGCGGCGCCAAGAUGAACUCGACCCUCUCCUCUGCGUCUCUGCAUACUCGGAGUCUGGAUAGGAAGACGUUGCUGAGGCAUCGGCAGAACAUGCAACUGCAGCCUUCAGAUAGAGAGUGGGUGCGAGUGGAUCUUAACAGGGGAUCCAUACAUGUCCACGACAAACUCACCACGCCGUCAUAUCCUAGGCCGGUGCUGUGCACGAUCGAUACCACCGCUGGCGACAUGGCGCUCCGUAUGAGCAAACUCAGUAAGUCGAGCUCUGUAUUGCGUAUAUUUUGUAAAGACAACCUAAAGACGGAUCAAAACGGAAACUGUAACGUGAAGUAUCUAUAUGACAGUCAGUGCAAACGUAUUGAAGACGGUAACGUUAAUGUUAAGUGCAACCACUCGGGAUCCCCAGAAUUCAGGGGCGGCCUAUCAGAGAAGGCAAGUGACCGGUUGAGAUUACUGCUUAUGGAGAACGCCGAUGAGUUGCAAAAGCAACAGGAUGAAAAACUUUUGAGUCCGGACUCAGAUUCAAAAGAUAAUAUAACUCACUCGUUGUCGGAUCAAAAUUCGAAUUCUAACCUGGAUACUCCAAACGAGGAUGAUCCAGAACAGCGGCUGAACGGAGUGGACAACUACGGGCUCAAUUCUGGUUCGGACGUGGAGAGCAGCAGCGCAUUCGAUGACCUCAGCAUCUCGGGGGCUCGGCUCAGUGAGCACCGGGACUCCCUCAGCGACGACAUGAUCCUGGGCACAGACGCAUCCAUCCUGAGCCCUAGUUUUGACAGCGCCACGGAGGGCCACGACACCUAUGGCAGCUCUUCAGACGAACUGGAGCUCGACUGUCCUACCACAAGCAUUGACCAUAUUCUCCCGAAUGGCAACACAGUCUCUGCCAACUACACGUUUAGCAACGGUGGGCAUUUAAACGACUUGACAGAGGAUACGGGAGCAGGUAACAGACUCGGUCUAAGCAGGCUGCCACCCAGUAGUAGCGGUAGCUCAUUGUCCCGGGCCUGUUCGACAGGUCAUAGGCCCGACAUCCAAGACCCUGACAAUCGCCAGCGUGCUUUGAAAACAGGUUCGGCAGAGGCUGAUGAGGAUAGAGAAGCAGCAGGUGACACGAGUCCCACACUUUACGUUCAGCUCCACGGUGACGCUGUCAGGAGGCUCGGGCAAGACGAGAGGCCUCUCCAGAUCCAGAAUGACUUUCUCUUUAAACUGGGAUUUAAGGAUCCGUGGCGCGUGCAGGAGGAAGGGAUGAACACCGAGAUUGGCUCCCUGUUACGGUUUUACGCAGGGAAGCCCCACAGCAUUGAGAGCUCGGAGCGCGUGCAGCUGUCGGGGACCUAUAACGUCCGCAAAGGGAAACUCCUGCUACCAGUAAACCGGUGGACCAGACGCCAGGUCAUCCUGUGUGGCACCUGCCUCAUCGUCUCCUCCGUCAAAGACAGCCACACGGGCAAGAUGCACAUCCUGCCCCUCAUCGGAGGAAAGGUGGAGGAGGUGAAGAAGCACAGCCACUCCCUGGCAUUCAGCUCAGCAGGGCCCCAGAGCCAGACCUACUAUGUCAGCUUUGACAGCUUCACUGAACACCUGCGCUGGCAUAGACACGCAGCCAAGAUGGUGUCCCAGAGGAUCAACUCUGUGGACUUGUCCUGCUGCAGUCUGGAGCAGCUGCCUCCCAACCUCUUCUACAGCCAGGACCUCACCCACCUCAACCUCAAACACAACUUCCUCCCCACAGACCACCGUCUACACCAGCUACAGAGGUUCUCUCGUUUGCGGAGCCUCAACCUGUCUAAUAACCAGCUGGAUCAGUUCCCCAUGGCCAUCUGUGACAUCUCCACCCUCACCGAGGUCAACCUCAGCUGUAACUACCUGACCAAUGUGGACCAAGCUGUGGGAUCCAUGACCAAUCUGCAGACGUUUCUCCUGGACGGUAACUGUCUGAGUGAGUUACCCAGUGAGCUGGGCUCUCUCCAGAGACUGGGCUACCUGGGCCUGUCCUUCAACCAGUUUACCCACGUGCCCCAGGUGCUGGAGUGGCUGACCUCCGUGGAGAGACUGUGUAUGGCUGGAAACAGCCUGGACACACUGGUGCUGCAGAGCUUCAGACUGCUCCGGUUCAAGCAUGUCGACCUACGGCUGAAUAAGAUCCGGGUGGUGGUUCCAGACGAGCCAGACCUGCUGAGACACGUGACCCAGCUGGAUGUGCGUGACAACGGGCUGGAGGAGCUGGAUGCCUCCCUGUUUCCCCACCUGGAGGUCCUCCACUGUGAGAGGAACCACAUUGUCACCCUCAAGGCCAAGGGCUCUAUGCUCAAGGCUGUCUACGCACAGAACAACGAUCUACAGGAGCUAGAUGUCAGUCCAGUGCCAUCCAACCUCACCUACAUGGACAUCUCCAGGAAUCGUAUGGAGGCUGUCCCAGAGUGGCUGUGUGAGAUAAAGAAACUAGAAGUUCUGGACCUCAGCCACAACCUUGUUACUGAGCUCCCUGCACGGUUGCUGUGUAGCAGCAGUCUGAGGAAGCUGAGUGCAGGACACAACCACCUGCAGAAGCUGCCUGAGAGAGUAGAGCGCCCACUACUGGAGGUGUUAGACGUACAACACAACCAGCUAGCAGAGCUGCCCUGCAACCUCUUCCUCAAAUCUGACAGUUUGCGGUGCCUGAAUGCCUCGGCAAAUAAGCUCGAGCACCUGCCUCCCUCCAGCCUAUCAGAGGAGAGCAACAGCAUCCUCCAGGAACUGUACCUCACCAACAACCGACUGACUGAUAAGUGUGUUUCCUUACUGACGGGACACACACACCUCCGAGUACUACACAUGGCCUACAACUACCUGCACACCUUCCCUGCCAGUAAAAUGGCAAAGUUGGAAGAGCUGGAGGAGGUGGACCUGAGUGGGAACAGGCUCAAGACGGUGCCCACCACCAUCAUGAACUGCAGACGCAUGCACACACUCAUCGCCCACUCCAACACCAUAGAAGUCUUCCCUGAGGUCAUGCAGCUUAUGGAGAUGAAGUGUGUAGAUCUGAGCUGUAAUGAGCUGAGUGAGAUCAGCCUGCCUGAGAUCCUGCCUCCUAAACUCCAGGAGCUGGACCUGAGUGGCAACCCUCGCCUCAACCUGGACCACAAAACUCUGGAACAACUCAAUAACAUCCGCUGUUUCCACAUCGACCCGCCCCCGACCUUCUCAACCAAUGAGGCGUCAGGUGGGCCGGCUGUGUGGAGUCAUGGUUACACAGAAGCCUCGGGUGUCAAGAACAAGCUGUGUGUGGCUGCCCUGUCGGUGAACAGUUUCGGUGGGAGUCGUGAGGCCCUCUAUGGGGUGUUUGAUGGAGAUAGGAACGUGGAAGUGCCCUAUCUGCUGCAGUGUACCAUGAACGAUGUGCUGGCCGAGGAGCUGCACAAGACCAAGAGUGAAGAAGACUACAUGACAAACACCUUCCUCGUCAUGCAGAGGUUAGUAUGGACACACACAACUUCUUAUUUAGACAGUAUCAGAAAUUCAACCUUCUCUCUGUGCCACAGGAAGCUGGGUACGGCAGGGCAGAAGCUGGGUGGCUCGGCGGCCCUGUGCCACAUCAGACACGACCCCACCGACCCGGGCGGCUGCUUCACCCUCACCGCUGCUAACGUGGGCAAGUGCCAGGCCAUCCUGUGUCGAGACGGCAAGCCACUGCCCCUCUCCCUCCUGCACAACGUAGGCUUGGAGGAAGAGUACCGACGCAUCAGACAACACAACGCCAUCAUCACUGAGGACAACAAAGUGAAUGGAGUGACAGACUCCACCCGUAUCAUGGGAUAUUCCUUCCUGUACCCGGCAGUGAUCCCACGGCCCUACGUCUGCACGGUAACCCUCACCCCGCAGGACGAGUUCUUCAUCCUGGGAAGCCGUGGCUUGUGGGAUGCCGUGUCACCGUCGGAGGCGGUGGAGGCGGUGCGUAAUGUCCCAGACGGCCUGGCUGCAGCCAAGAAGCUGUGUACGCUGGCCCAGGGCUACGGCUGCACCGACAGUCUCUGUGCCGUGGUGGUGCAGCUCUCUGUGAGUGAGGACUGCUGCUGCUUCAGAGACCAUCACCAGCCGCACCCCAGCCCUGUAUUGGGCGGCUACCCCUCUUCGGGGGGUUCGUCGAUAAAGGAGCGACCCACAGGGGAUGGCUCCCUCCCUGUCCCCCCGUCCUCCUGCAGUGAGAUCAGCAGUGAGAUCAGUACUAGUGAGAUGAGCAGCGAGGUGGGAUCCACGGCCUCCUCUGACGAGCCUCCUCAGAGUUCCCUGGGGCUGCUGCAUGAACAACCCCACCACCACCUGCACCACCAGGCCAACCAGCUCUCCCUGCAGGCCCAGCACGCUGCCCAGCCCUGCCCUUACCCUCACCCAGGCUCGGAGCUCCCUGCCCGGGGCUGCUGUGCUCUCCACCCUGCCUGUCUGACCGGAUCCUUCCAGAGGCAGCUGUCCAGCGCCACCUUCUCCAGCGCACUAUCUGACAACGGGCUGGACAGUGAGGAUGAGGAGCCCAUCGCCGGGGUCUUCUCCAACGGGAGCAGAGUGGAGGUGGAGGCCGACAUCCACUGCCUUAGGGUUGAGGCCUCUUUAUCAUCAUCAGGACCGGAACGCUUGCUGGCCCCUCCUCCCCCUCCUCCACCCUGCACCCCGGAACCACUCGAGGAAGGGGUGGAGCUGACCCUGGGGGAGGCGGAUAUGAGGGAGGAUAGAGAAGAGGGCUGGUCAGUGGGCUGCGGCAGACCGGGUGAUGAUGGGAAGGCCAUGGGGAAGAGGAGGGGGAACGGCUCUGUGGCCCCCCAGGAGAAGAGCCACAACCUGAUCGAGGUGGCAGCAGACGCCCCAUCUAAGAAGGGAGGGGGAUACUUCACGGCACCCGCCCAGCCCGACCCGGACGACCAGUUCAUCAUCCCUCCAGAGCUGGUGGAGGAGGUCAAGGAGAUCAUGAAGCAGCAUCAGCAGAAGCAACAGAAAACACCUAGCCCCGACCAGCCUGCAGACUACUAGGACUGCAGGGAAUUAGGACACACCCCAAAAUCCCUACAGUGGAGAAUCGCUACAGUCUUCGGACUAGCUGAGUAACCUAUGUAUCUGAAAAACAGCACCUUGCUGAGAUGUCUACAGACUACAAUCACUCAACCCCUUUCUCCUGAGACCACAGCACUGGAGUACCAAGCACUGUAACCGGCUCCAACCCUUUCCCCAAAGUGACCUAUAGAAUAGGACAUGCAAAUGAGCCCUUUAAGAUAACCCAACCCUAUUGGGUAUCCUACUUAUGGACACACCUUUUAUGGUCCAAAGUAGUUCCACUACUACUCACAGACAGACUGUGCGGAACGUUGUUUUUACAUUAGACAACGAACCAAUGAGUACCUAUGUAAUCAACACUAGUCUCUCUGCAAAAGGGUUAGCCUAUCACAACACACAGUAAUGGACAUGAUGCCGUUGUUUUUUUACUUACCAUAUCUUUUAAUGUAAAGAAAAUUAAGUUGCUGAAAAAACCUUGUUAAAUGAAACAUGGAGAACAAUCUUUUUUAUUAUCAAUGAAAUACAUUUGAAUGGUGCACACCAAUAAUACCACGCUUAACUGUUGUAGAUGGGGCACUUGAUAAAACUCUAUUUCUUCAGUAAAUCAUGGCUCUUGGCCUGUACAAAAGGCAUAGACAUUUUUGUAGAAAUUUGAAAGACUAACUCUUAGGAGUUGCAUACUCUUUAUGGUGACCUAGUCACUUUUACUAAUCUUCUCUGAGAGAAAUUGUGAUUUGUUUCCCCCAAUGAAUUGUAAAUAAGAGAAAUACUGAUGCUUUUAAAGGAACUGUGUACCUGUAUGUUUGUGGAUGGAUUUAGUGGUGUAGAGGGGGUGUGGGUCAGACCUAAUUUCGCCGAUCUCACCUUUUUCUCGUAGACACAUACACUCAGAGACAUGUUCAAUACACACACAGAUACGUGCAUACACAGUACACCCACCCUGUUAUACAGUACAAGAGCACACAAUUCACUAUGGUUCUUUUCAUUCAGUUCUGUUGAUACUUACAUCUUGGUUAGUCAGCACUCCCUCUAAUGUGCUCACAACACACACACACACACACACGGUAUUCUGUCCCACUGCUAUCACCGGCAUGACUGUGUCCAGUUCAGUAAUGCAAACAAAUGCUAUAUUAUCCACAUGGAAAGUAAACCACACAAAACGUUCCUGUCUUUGGUAUAAUAAAUCUUCCAUUUGUAA
Oncorhynchus masou masou (cherry salmon) is the source of this 6874-nucleotide messenger RNA. Its product is annotated as PH domain leucine-rich repeat protein phosphatase 1-like. The record is from RefSeq and is a predicted model, not a curated record. Lineage: Eukaryota; Metazoa; Chordata; Actinopteri; Salmoniformes; Salmonidae. Gene Ontology annotation, molecular function: protein binding. Bases 331 to 5655 code for a protein of 1774 amino acids. The transcript has 16 exons.